UGAAUGACUCAUACGAAAUUUCAGAUAGUUGCUUUUUAGGCCUAUAGUAUCUGAAUGUAUUGUGCAAGAAAGCAAGGAACUCACUCUGAAAUCAAGUGUUAACAAAAUUUUUAAACUUUCUAUUAUUUCUUAGAUAUGUAGAAUCAGUCAAGUGGUUUAGACUAAGUAUUAUAUUAUUUCUCUAAUUUAAAAACAUUAAUAUAAAAUCACCAUAGUAAGAAAUUUAAAAAUUCCCUCGGUUUUUUAAAAAUAUAAAAAUAAAAGUCUAAUAAUUUAUUAUGAUUUAAGUUAUUAUUCAGUAGCAUUAAUGGAUCAGACAUCAAGAAAGAAGCCUAGUUCCCCUUGGUCACAUCAAUCAAAAACAACACCAGCAAUAAUGCAAUCUAUUGACAAUCCAUCAUUAAUCCUAACAAGUAGAGAUGCCCGCCGCAAUUCAAACGCAUUUAAUAUUGUUCCUCCAGAUGUUACAUUGAGUAGUGGUUGUGAGUUCCAAUCACUUAAAUUAGUACCAAGUCUGGAUGAAAACAUGAUGCUCAAUAGUUUCCUGUUACUUGAUAAAGAUGAGAAAUUGCAGGUAUCAUCUGUUGAAGAGUUUUUGAGAGCCUUGCGCUGUCAAGAUCCCCUAACACGUGUUAAGGUUGUCUCUAUCUUUGGAAACACAGGCGAUGGCAAAUCCUACACUCUGAAUCAUACCCUCUUCAAUGGUGAAAAUGUCUUUCCUACUUCUAAUUCACAAGACUCUUGUACCCUGGGGGUGUGGGCUGCUUUUGACCCACAACUUAAAAUUAUUUGCUUGGACACUGAAGGACUUUUGGGAUCAACAAAGCACAGAAACCAGAGGACACGACUCUUACUAAAGGUGCUGGCGGUAUCAGACAUAGUGAUCUACAGAACACGGGCAGAGAGAUUGCAUGAAGACAUGUUCACAUUCUUAGGAUCAGCCUCACGUGCCUACACCCAUCACUUCCAGCAAGCCUUACAGGCUGUUGGCAAGAGAGGGGAGUUCGCUGUCCCUCUGUCUGCACUGGGACCGGCCGUCAUCAUAUUCCACGAGACUCGUAACACUUGCACAUUGAAUACAGGUCGUGAGAGCCCCGAAGAUGUGAUCCGGGCAAGGUUUGCCCAGUAUAACUUAGAGAUGGAUGCCUUCAGCUCAGUCCGUUAUAUCGGAACACAGACAGUCAACUUGCCCACCAACUUCAAGGACCUGCGGGCUGCCAUCACUAGGGAACUGGAGAACACCACAGUGCGUAGUCCCCGCAACCCACAGCUUGUCUUCUCCACACUCAAGGUGUUGAACGAAAAAUUCAGUGGACGUAUGAGUGAUGAGCAGACCUCACUGUUCCCUGACCAGUACUUCACCUGCUCUGUCGUGUGUCUGGCUUGUGACAGGCGCUGCAAUGGCAGUAUGGGUCAUCUCAACGAGAACUUGCCUCACAGCAACUCCUACAAGUGCAGAUUCCAGCAUCAGUUUGGGAACCGAAUGUACAUCUGUAAGGCCUGUCACGUGAAUGGCAAGGAGGUGAUCGUGGUCCCUGAAUACUAUUCUUCAAAUGAUGCGUCUUGGUUCGGCAUUGUCAAAUACGCUUGGUCAGGAUACGUGAUUGAGUGUCCCAACUGUGGAGAGAUAUACCGCAGCCGUCAAUUCUUGUAUGGUAACGCCCAGCCAGAGGCGCAUGCCGUUCGCACAGAAAUACAUCAUGUUUGGCCUGGGAGUAACUGCAGUGGACUGAGCUCCCAGAAUUCUGCCCAACGGGUGGUAGAUGGCGUCAGUUAUCUAUAUGACGGAGUCGUCACCAUCAGCUCUCAGCCAACCAAGGCCUUCACAUCAUUCUUAGCAGACCAGAUCGCUCCAAAGUACUGGAGGCCCAACAGCGAGAUACAGGACUGCAUAGUCUGUCACAAGGCAUUCUCUGCUACUGACACGAAGCACCACUGCCAAUCUGUCACAAGGCAUUCUCUGCUACUGACACGAAGCACCACUGCCGAGCGUGUGUGUGGUGAAGGAGUAUGUGAGGAUUGCUCCAACCAUAACCGUCCAGUUCCAGAAAAAGGGUGGGAGGUGCCUGUUAAAGUCUGUGACAAGUGUUAUAAAGCUGGAGGUGACGCUAGUUCGGAAUCCAGUUCCAGUCUUGGUGCGGACGAUGCAGAGGUGCGAGCGCGCAAGUACGGUGAGACUGCUGUAAAUGCUGUCAGCUCAGUUAUACAGUAUGUUGUGGAGUACCCUAAAGCUGUGAUCAAGGAUACUGUACGACCUACCUACUGGGUGCCUGACUUGGACAUCAAAGAGUGCUGUGUCUGUGGAGUGACGUUCGCCCCACCACGUCUCAAGCACCACCACUGCCGUGACUGUGGAGGUGGAGUAUGUUCCAAGUGCUCCCCCACCUUCCGCCCAGUGCCUCAUCGUGGCUGGCCCAACCCUGUUCGGGUCUGCAACAACUGUGCCAACAAAGAAUAACCCUCCGGCAUUCCAAACAGAUGGUUCUUCCCUAGUAACUUCUUCGUUUAUUCUAGUUUGGGAAAUUUUUACUAUUAGAACAAAUUGAAUUGUUUCCUACUAUUUUAUGUUUAUGUAGUGAAAUUAUAAUGUAAUUCACGAUGUAUUCUGUUGUAAUAUCACGCACAAUGUCUUUACUAUUAUGCGUAGCGGAAACCUCAUUAUUUAAAAAUAUUUUUUUAGCAGUGCCCAUUCCUACUAACAGAAGUGCCCAUGCCUAUUUGAAUUACUUGUAACUUUAGGGUUGUAUACUAUUUAAAAUUAUACUGAGUUGAAUUAUUAAAAAAAUUAAAGGAUCUACGGAAGAUGAUCCGCCAAUUGAGAGAUAGAUGAAAGGUUUCUCGCUGCAAGACAUUUUAUAAUGUAACAAUUAUUGAUUUGUAUUAUUCUAAGAUUUUUAGGUUUAGUAGACAAUUCCUUCAUGUUUUUAUCCUCAUCAGUCCAAUUACUUAUCUUAGUUUAUACUCUGUUACAUGAUGGUGAGCUGAGAAAUCCAGUACAGAAAUAAAUUUGUGAAGGAUUAA
This is a messenger RNA of Homalodisca vitripennis (glassy-winged sharpshooter), 3021 nucleotides long. RefSeq names its product zinc finger FYVE domain-containing protein 1-like. Gene Ontology annotation, molecular function: metal ion binding. The transcript has 12 exons. NCBI's taxonomy places the organism in Eukaryota, Metazoa, Arthropoda, Insecta, Hemiptera, Cicadellidae. The record is from RefSeq and is a predicted model, not a curated record. The coding region runs from base 308 to 2458 and encodes 716 amino acids.